Molecule: messenger RNA, 752 nt
Organism: Styela clava
Lineage: Eukaryota; Metazoa; Chordata; Ascidiacea; Stolidobranchia; Styelidae
Product: mitochondrial import receptor subunit TOM20 homolog
Biological process (GO): intracellular protein transport; tRNA import into mitochondrion; protein import into mitochondrial matrix
Cellular component (GO): mitochondrial outer membrane translocase complex
Molecular function (GO): transmembrane protein transporter activity
Source: RefSeq, a predicted model, not a curated record
UUUUGCAGAUUUUUACCGGUAUAUUACUAUAACUGUAUAUUAAGAUUAUUAUUGCAUAUAAAUAAGUAUGGUAUCCAAAACUGCAGCAGUAGCAGCAGCUGCAGGUGUUGCUUUCAUUGGAUACUGUGUAUAUUUCGAUCGGAAGAGAAGGAGUGACCCUGACUUUAGAAAGAAGUUGAAAGAAAGAAGAAGAAAAGCAAGAGAAGGGCAGUGUGGUGCAAAUAAAACUAAGUUGCCAGAUUUAAGAGAUGUCGCAGAAGUUCAGAAAUUUUUCUUGGAAGAGGUGCAAAAAGGAGAAGAGCUACUUGGAGAAGGAAAGUAUGAAGAAGGUGUCGAACAUCUGACAAAUGCUGUAGCAGUCUGCGGUCAACCUCAACAAUUACUACAAGUUUUACAACAAACUCUACCCCCACAAGUUUUUAAUAUGCUACUUGAAAAGUUACCUUCAGUAUCACAGAGGCUCGCAACCUCAUCUGCUGCAUCCGCAAAACCAGCAGCAAAGCCAGCUAAAGAACCUUUAUCCUCUGCCACAAUUGCUGAUGUUGAUGAUUUGGAGUAGAUGAUAUGUGCACUCUCACUGCUCGAAUGUAGUUGAACAUCAAGGAAGCAUAAAGUACAAAUCUGAGGGCAUAUCGCACAGUUAUUUUAAGAGCACACUUUUAUCAUCCCUUCAUUUUUAUUUCAUGCAACUUUCUCUUUUUGUUAAUUGAUGAUAAUAAAUAAGAAUCUGCCAAUGAGGGCAGUAUGAUGAA